This is a messenger RNA of Penicillium canariense, 1515 nucleotides long. RefSeq names its product kynurenine 3-monooxygenase (gene bna4). Lineage: Eukaryota; Fungi; Ascomycota; Eurotiomycetes; Eurotiales; Aspergillaceae. Gene Ontology annotation, cellular component: mitochondrial outer membrane. Gene Ontology annotation, molecular function: FAD binding; kynurenine 3-monooxygenase activity; NAD(P)H oxidase H2O2-forming activity. The record is from RefSeq and is a predicted model, not a curated record. The coding region runs from base 1 to 1515 and encodes 504 amino acids. The transcript has 3 exons. Gene Ontology annotation, biological process: L-tryptophan catabolic process; quinolinate biosynthetic process; NAD+ metabolic process.
AUGGCAGCGGCGACUCCCAGGCAGAAGGUGGUGGUGGUGGGCGCCGGCCCCGUGGGCGCUCUGGCGGCUUUAUAUGCUGCGUCCCGCGGUGACGAAGUCGAAGUAUACGAGUUGCGCGGAGAUCUCCGCGAUCCGACCACCGUGCCGCUCAACUUCACGAAGUCGAUCAACUUGGCUAUUUCCGAGCGCGGAAUCACCUCCCUCAAACAGUCGCACCGGCCCGGCCUGAUCGAAAAUGUGCUCCGCGAGACGAUUCCCAUGUUCGGCCGGAUGAUCCACGGCCGCGACCGAGGGCAGCUGUGGGAGGCUGCGCAGGCCUAUGAUGUGCACGGCCGAGCUAUCAAUGCAUUGGAUCGAGGCACUUUAAACAAUGCCCUGCUUGACGAGCUGGAGCGCACUCCAAAUGUCAAGCUCGUUUUCAACCAUAAGCUUACUGGUGCUGAUUUCCGCACCAAUAAGGCCUGGUUUGAGCAUCGCGUCCCCGGCGAGACUCCCCAGCCGGACAACCUCGGUGUCGCGGGUCGAGUGCCUGAGAUCGAGGUGUCCUUCGACUGCCUCAUCGGUGCCGACGGGGCGCACUCGGCCGCCCGUUACCACAUGAUGAAGUUCGCCCAGGUUGAUUACCAGCAGGAGUAUAUCGACACACUGUGGUGCGAAUUUCGCAUUCCACCCUCGGAAGAUGGGAACUUCCGCAUCUCACCGAACCAUCUGCACAUCUGGCCGGGGCGCGAGUUCAUGUUCAUUGCGCUACCAUCUGCAGACAAGUCAUUUACCUGCACCUUAUUUGCGCCCUCGGAACACUAUACCGCUCUGGAGAACUCGCCGGAUGACCUGCAUGCCUUCUUCGAUCUGCACUUCCCGGGUGUGUGCCCAGAGCUUAUCGAACCUGAAGCUCUGAGCGAGCAAUUCACCGUCAGCCCGCACCUGCCAUUGAUCAGCAUCAAGUGCAAUCCCCACCACUUCAGCUCGAGCGUGGCUAUCAUUGGCGACGCUGCACAUGCAGUCCUCCCAUUCUACGGACAGGGACUCAACGCCGGUCUCGAAGACGUGCGCGUGCUAUUUGAACAGCUCGAUAAGCACGGUGUCUAUGAUUCCGACACCAGUGUCUACACCCGUAGCGUUAGACGCCAGGCUGCCUUCCAAGCUUACACCGAGCAGCGCUGCGACGAUACCUACGCCAUCAAUGACCUUUCCAAGCAGAACUACCUCGAGAUGCGGUGGGGCGUCAAGUCACCGCUCUACAAGCUGCGCAAAUCGAUCGAGGAAACGAUCGACCGCCAUCUCCCAUUCUUUGGCUGGAAGACGCAGUAUGCGCGCGUGAGCUUCAGCAACCAACGGUACUCGGAGGUUGUUGAGGCUGUGGCAAGGCAGAGCCAGCUGCUUGGUAUUGGCUUGACUUCCGCUUUGGUUACUGGCGUCGGUGCUUUGUCGAUCUUGAUGUGGAAGUAUCCGCGGUAUUUUUCUCCCACGCGCCUCAUCUGGGCGUCACUGCGAUGCUUGGCAAGCUUCUGGUAG